Molecule: messenger RNA, 972 nt
Organism: Stylonychia lemnae
Lineage: Eukaryota; Ciliophora; Spirotrichea; Sporadotrichida; Oxytrichidae
Source: the annotation of a GenBank genome assembly
AUGAAAGUUUCUCAGACGACUCUCACUCAGAUGAUCUUCUAUAUUAACUCAUUUUCGGUUAGAAAUAAAGCUCCUAACUAUCUAAAUGAAGCACAAGAAAUGAAUACCUAGUUAAUCUCUCUACUACUCUCAUAGACCCACAUUAAAAAGAUUGAGAAAUGCUUCCACUUUUAAAAAACCUCAGUCGACUGGAAUCAAGGGUAGACCUCCUAAGCUACCUGUAGUUCAAAAAGAAAUGAGUAUAGAUUCCCAUUCUCAGAAUAAAUUUCAUCUUUUCGCAAGCAUGUUAUCACUCAUGGUGAACGCCAAUAUCUAUGCACUGUGAACGGUUGUGGUAAAAAGUUCUUGGACAAUUCUAAGCUUAAGAGGCAUUAACUUGUACAUACCGGCGAGAAACCUUAUAUUUGUGGCCUUUGCAAUAAAAAAUUUUCAUUGGAUUUCAAUCUCAAAACUCAUCUCAGGACUCACACAGGAGAGAAGCCUUAUGUUUGUAAUUACCCAGCUGAUCUUAAUAGUUAAUAAAGAGUAGGAGUUCAUAGUGAAGAACACUUUGAUGAAUUUCUAAUUAACAAGGACCAGGAAUAUUUGAGGGAAACUGAGAAUAAAACUUUCGCAAUAGUUUUUAAGCCAAGGCCAAAAUGUGUGGUCCACAAAAGUCUUCUUGAAUUGCUUAAAGAAAAUCAGUCAUAAAAAGAGAAAAAUGACAGUAGUAUUAACCUAAUAUCUUAAAAUCUGAAUGAUUUUAGAAAAGCAUCAGAGAUAUCUGAUGAUAGACACUAUUGUCAUUCUACAGCUCUGAUUGAUCACUCAGAGAAUAAUAUUCAUAGAAUGUCAGAUAUAGCACCAGAAAUUAUUAAGGAUAGAACCAUAUCUGCACAUAAUUGCUAAGAAUUACAGUACUAAUCAGAAUAACUUUCAGCUUAAAAAGAGUAAAAUCUCGAAAAUCCUUAAUAAAAUAAAUACCAAGAAUGA